AUGUGCAAUGAAUCGCUUGGACUUCGUUCUGUUAUAUCUUGCAAGUAUGUGUUCUAUUAUUCAUACAUUGGAAUAUUCACCUGUGACAGGCAGCACCGCGAUGAUAUGGCGGCAUCUUUCCGAUUAGCACGACCCAGAAUAGCAUUGAAUCAGAACAAAUACAUCUGCCCAGCCGAUGUCAAGGAUCCGCUUGCAAAAAAAGAGCUCGUCUUCGUUUCGGAAGAAUUCAUCGCCGAUGAGGAAGUAUCGGCCAAGUCUUGGAAGGAAGGCGAGAAGAUCAAGAAGGCAGCAAAACCGAAAAAGACUAACAAGAAACAGUUGACAGUCGUCGGCAAACAGGAAUUGCUCCGAUUGCAGCAGCAAACACCAGGAGCCAAAUUGCUCGCCAAAGCAAUGAUGGAGAAACCGUCAAGGCCUGUCGCAGUCAAAUAA
Messenger RNA from Caenorhabditis bovis, 432 nucleotides. The record is from the annotation of a GenBank genome assembly. Lineage: Eukaryota; Metazoa; Nematoda; Chromadorea; Rhabditida; Rhabditidae.